CAUUCCACUCUCCCUUCUUUGUAAGCCCUGCCGCUAUCCCUCCACCUCUGGCCAAGCGCUAUUCAUUGCCCUCUCCCUGAUAACAUCUCCACACUUUUCCUUCCCAUGUGCCGCCUGUAGGACACCAGGCAGCAGCAGUCGCACCAACAGCAGCAGCGCCGCACAGUCGCACACACGAUCGCACUGUGGGGCUGAAGGAAGGCACGCCAGCCUAGAAGGCUUGAUUGGUCACUUUUCCCCCCUGCUGCUGGCUAAUAUAGUUUUGGAAGGAGUGAAAGGCUGAAGGGAUGUGCUAAGGGGGAGGGGAAGCAGGGGAUGCCCUAGCGAUUGCAGCCCUGGCAGCCUGCUGUCACACACACACAUGUGCCCCUGAGUGCCACUCACUCCCAUUGCGCUGCCAGUCUGGAUUACUCGAACCGCCCGGGCACAGCACUAUGUUCCUGCCAACACAAGAUCUGCGGUUUGCAGCUGACGCCAACUUGUGAUUUCGAAGCUGAUUGUUUACAUCAGGAAAUGCAUUUCAAUCAGAUAAAUAAAUAUUGAUUUAAUGGCUCUCUUGAAGAUGCACUGGACACCGGAGCAUGCCCAGCCCCUGAACCAGUGGCCAGAGCAGCACCUUGAUGUCUCAUCUACCACCUCGUCUCCAGCUCACAAAUCAGAUGUAUUUCACAACAGCAGGCAAAGGUUAAAUUAUGCUUGGGCCAAUGAUGAUAUAUCUGCACUGACUGCCUCUAAUCUCUUGAAGAGAUAUGCAGAGAAAUACUCUGGGGUCCUGGACUCACCAUAUGAGCGUUCUACGCUAAAUUCCUACACAGAUGGAGCCUUUGGCCCGGUUAAUGGACAAAAGGGGGACAUUGAGACUUGGCAGAUGUCACACGGGUCUGAGAAUUCUUAUACAGUGAACUCCAUACAUGAUAGCUUGGCUGGCUCUAAAUCAGGCAAUGGUCCAGUUGGACUGGCUAGCCCAACGGUAGCAUCUGGUAACCUUCCUGACCCCAUUUACCCAGGUAGUACAUGUGCAGGGCCAAACUCAACAGGUGGUCUUGUGGCUCCCCAAGAUUAUACCUCAACCUACAGUGGCACCUACCUUCCAUCAGGCUACUGCAGUCAACCAAACUCAGCACUUCCACCUACCCAUCCCGCAUCUCUUCACAGCUCAGGACUUCAGCCAGCACAUGCAUCACCAGCUCUGGUUCAUGGAUACAGCUCUUCAGGCUCAUUAUACAACUACAGCUCAAGUGGUUACCCAGCUCAGCCUGCCAUUGGUCCUGGAUAUGGUGGAAUGCAUCCAACUCAUCCUUCAGGUUAUUUGCCAUCUGGUAUUGCUGCUCCUACACCUCUUCCACCGCAUACCACAUCAUCAAGGCCCCCGAUGGUCCCUGGUUAUGCUUACCAAAGUUCUACAUUAACACCAUUGUCAGUCCCUCCUCUUAGCACAGAAACUGCGAAUUCCUUGAAAAGAAAAGCUUUUGACAUGACAGCAGCAGAAGAAAGCGAGGGCAGGUAUAGAAAGUACAGCUAUGAGCAACCAAAGUCUACCUCAGAUGCUUCAUUUCCAAUAUCUGAUAGUGUUCCAAAUGAUUGCAGAGGCAAUGGCUUCAGUCGCAAUGGAGAAACACAACAGGUGGCCUUUAAAUCUGGAAAGCGCCAAGUAGAAGAAGAGCAAGUAGGAAAAUAUAACAGCCAAUCAAUGAAAGUAAUGAUCUCACCAACAUUUAAUGAAGAAAGACCAUUGAGAUCUAGCGAAACAUUUGGAAAAUUCACCCCCACAGUACUAAAUGGUGAGCAUAGAGGUAAUGAGCCAGGCCAUGUUUUUGCACAGAGAAUGCAAGUUCCAGGGAUAAAACAGACAAUGUUUUGCAAUUCUUCAGAAGAUCGUAUAAAAAACAUGGAUCCUCUAAUCCUGGAGCUUGUUAAUAAUGAAAUUGUUGACUGUGCCCCCCCUGUGCAGUGGACAGAUAUUGCUGGCCAUGCAUCCGUGAAGGCUGUGAUUGAAGAAGAAUUGGUAUGGCCUAUCUUGAGGCCCGGUGCCUACACAGGAACUAACAGGCCACCAAAAAGUAUCUUGUUAUUUGGUCCUUCGGGGGCAGGGAAAACACUGCUGAGUAGGUGCAUUGCCACUCAGCUUGGGUCAACGUUGCUUAAACUCAACAGCACUGUUCUUCUUUCCAAGUGGAAGAAUGAAAGUGAAAAAAUCUUGGAGACUGUGCUGUACAUGGCAAGCUGUCACCAGCCUACUGUUGUUUUCAUUAGUGAAAUUGACCUACUCCUUUCUGUUCACGUUAAUGAGGAAAAUACACAUUUGAGCAAUCUUAAAUCUCAGCUUAUUUCCUUCUUAGAUAACAUAGCUACCUCAUCUGAUGAUAACAUCAUUUUCAUUGGGACUUCCCAAAUGCCCGAUGAUAUUGAUGAAGAUGCACACCACAGGUUUGCAAAGAAAUUUUACAUUUCGCCUCCAGAUAGCCUAGCCAGGAGGCAGAUCCUCCAUCACACCUUGGCCCAACAAAACUACUGCCUUAGUGAAAGGGAAAUGGCAUUGCUUGUCCAACACACAGAGGGCUAUUCAGGCAAUGAGCUGAUUCAGCUUUGUCAGCAGGCCGGAGCCAAUCAUCUUCACAGUAUUUCAGGACAGCUACAGCCAACAUCCUACAAAGACUUUGAAGGAGCAUUUUGUAAACUCCGAGCCAGUACCUCUCAGAAGCAACUGGACUUGUACGUGGAAUGGAAUAAAAUGUACGGUUCAAGACACUAACAGUCAAAUGACUCUGAUGGAACAAUAUGACUCUACACUGGUGUUGUUUUAGUUGUGUGUGCGUGUGUGAGACCUCUGCCUGGAAACAGGUUCACAACAUGUUUUUGUUUCUCUACCAUAAAAAUCCUAACAUGACAGCCGGAUGUCAAGUAACGGGCAUCUUUUUACAUCUGUGUAUAUAUGUAUACAUAUAUGUAUAGAUAUAUCCGCUCUGUUAAAUGUUAUGCAGAGGAAAAAAACUUUUGAAAGGUGAUUUUUUUUUUUCUACACAUUUCAAAAUCUGUCAAAGUAGCUCUAUACUGUUCUCAGGAUACCUUCUAUUUAUCGCCAAAUAUUGGCAGUACCAAUGUGAUUUCACAAAGAGGUGUUUGGAUGUUCUGCAAAUAUGUUGUUAAGGUCUUCUUUCCACUGGGUGACCUUAAUUGCUGGUUUACAUCAAACAUGAUUUUAUUAAGCAGCCCCUUCAUGGCAAUUUGGGGAACCAUAUUACUCUUAGUAUCAUUUAGGUGACCAGGCACCAACACAACAUGGAAACAUGAGGCUCAAGAUCCAACAACUAAGAAGGGAUGGAAAGAGAAGUACACUGCUAACUAAUUUUAGGGUUUGUUUGUUUUUUCUUCAUUUUUUUUUCUGUUUUUUUAUUGUGUAGUCUUUUUAUGUUCUAAAUACUCAGGAAAUAUUUACCUCCAAAGGAAUGUGUCUAUUGAACUCAACAUUCUCAUGAAGAUCACAGAGUUAGAGACCGCAAAAAAAAAAAGUACUUGAAAUGAUUGCAAGAAUUUAACGUUGAAUGUAUUGUAAAUGCUCUCACUCACACUAUCAGGAACACAAAGAUCCCACAAAGUCGGUUUUAUUUUAUUUUUUUAUACGUUGUUAUUGUAGUGUUGAAUUUUCAAACAUGUUAAUUGCACGGUAGGUUGACAUACUUUCAGUACCACUUUUUGGAUGUUCUUGUAAUUCUGUUUUGAAUGGAAGUCCUGAGAAGUAUUAUUUUAUUGUCUCGCCAGGACCUGGCCUCCUAUGGCAAAGCCUUUCUUUUUCUUUUUUUUUUUUUGUAAGACAAAAAAACCAUAGGGGAUUUGACAGCUCAGUCUUUGUUUACAACUGGGAUUUGCUGUUGUGCCGUUUUAUAGCUUUUAUUGACCAUAUCUCACAAUGUGCCACUACUUUCCUUGGGCUUUAUUUUACUGGGAUUGAUAGGGAGCAAUAUACAUUUGGACCUACUUAUGAUUAGACAGUACAGGUAUAAAUGAUCCCUUUAGUACUGCUUGGCAAAACUUUAUUCAGUUUAUCAGUAUUAACACAUCACCAAUCUAGAAUUCAGGUAUGUUAUACCCCAGUUGAGUUCUGGUUGCAGAUAUUGCUACCAACUACUAAGGGGCCAUGACUCUAACAUGCCAAGUCUAGGUGAUCAUUUAUAAUAAGAAAGGUAGGAGAUAACCUUUUAAUUCUUCCAGAUGUUGCCACCUAGCAAUACUUCUGCUGGGUACGGCCUCUCAAAGCCUUUUAAUUAAUAAACUAUUGCUUUAAAACGAAAUCUGCGUCUUGCCAUAUAAGAUGCAAACUGACAGAAUGACCAAAGAACUCUUUAAAGUCUGAAUCAAAAGAUGAUAUACCAAAGUUUCGUAGGAAUACAGGGGCUGAUUUACUAAUGAUGGGCAGUCGCUUCCAUGUUUGGUUAGAUAACAGCACAGUGGUUACCUACCAAUGUGUAAAGGGUCUGGUACUUUGCACUAGUCCGUGAGAAUAGGGCUGCCCGAACAGAUGCAUCUGGGGUCCUAGCAAUGUCUUUUUUUAUUGGCUUGUGGCAGGAGCAAACAAACUGCAUUCUGGGAAACAGCUCUUGAACAUGCACAAUCUUAGUAAAUGAGCCCCCCAGUGUUCUUUUUUGCACUGGAGUAGAUACAAUGAAAGCCAAAGGAUAGUAUGUCCCAAACUAAUAAAGGGUUGAUAGUACCUACAGCUUGUCCUGUAACAUGUUCCAGGCCACUUCGGUACUCAGACAGUUACAUUUCCCAACUUUAGAGGUGAUGCAUCUCUCCUAAAUUGUUUACUCAUUUUUCAGAGGCUUCUCGCUCUGUUAAUGCUUUAUUUUUCUGUGUAAAUACAUUUUCUCUUUAAACCAAAGUUUGUUAAGGAAUAUGAUUUGAAAACAUUGUGAUAGAAAUUUCUAAUAGUUUUAAUGUACAUAUAUAAUCCCUUUCCCCCUUUCCUCUUGUACGAUUAGGAGAAAAAAAAAACAAUUUAAAAUAUGUAAUGCUUGUAUUUUCAUUGACUCAAACCAAAGAUACUGUACAAGUUGAAGCAGUCUGCCUAUAGCAUAUGUAAAGGUUAUUCCUAAUGCCGCAGUUUUCUGAUUGUAUUGUUUGUAAAUACAGCUCAUCACAUGCCUACACAGUGCCAAAAUGAGGUUGGUUCCAUCGGUUUUUCACCGAUUUUCUUUAUGAUGUUGCUCAAUGCUCAUAGUUCCCAACACUGGUUUUAUAAGAUCUGGCUAGAACAUGUUCCGAUCUGCCUUACCACUGACUUCCUCUACUUUGGCCAUUUUCUGAUAGGUUACACCCAUCUCCGGCCAAGUCCAGAGUCUCUGUAGUUGUGCUGUGACCUAACAGGUCCCUUGUGCCCAGCUGGUUUGGGAAACUUUUAGAACCACUGCUAAAUCAUUCUCUUACUAUUCCAUGAAUUCUGGGGAUAGAGAGGGCCACUGCCUCCAGCAUCAGAGGGGCCCAUUGUGAGGAUAACAUAGAUAAACAUUCAAAGGGUGCAUUAUUUAUAUAUAAACACUUGGAUCCCCUGAUUCUUUUAUUCCUCCUCCAUCAGAUGUGAUUCCCCCUUUUCUUUCUUGAGUUGGCUCUGCAAAAUUUAUUUAAGUGUAUAAACAGAUGUAAUGAAUAUAACAAAACAACUAGUUAAUUAUUAUUAUUAUUUUUUUAAGCAACUCUUCAGAAGUAGCAACCCUGUGUUUUUUCUCCAUUGGGUUUUCCCAUAAAUCUGUGAACAGCAGCAGGCCCGUGACUAUUAAAUUGAAUGUAAUUCUCUAAUUGAGAGGCCUGAGCUUUGCAUUUAGGGCCAGGAAAUGAAUGCAUCAUGCAGCAGAAGUCUCUAUUGGCAGAAACAAGGCUUAUCUUGCAAUGAAACACAAGCUUUCUGUUUGACUCCAAGCAGUUUGUGUGAGAAGCAAAGCACUUCCCAACAAUACUGUCUUUGUCAGUGUAAUGGUUUCCAACUGUUUGUGGCUAACACUGCUAAAAUUGUUAUAGGCUAUCUCCCUUCCUUUAAUUCUCCUUGCCAUUAGCUAAACAAUGGCACCUUGUUUGUUUUCUAUAUUGCUACCAUCUUAUAGAGAAAUUCCAUCUAUAAUUAGGCUUGCUUUAGUUUCCCUUCAUUUGUGAGUGUGAGUGCAAGGGAUACUGCGUGCACAGCACAUUCCUUUUCUGCUUAUUUGCAUUUAUUCCUAUUGACAGCUGCCAUGUUGUGUGCCUGAGCUGAGGCAUUACCCCCUAGACACCAACAUCAUUAGCUCAUCUAAUGGCCAUAAAAAAACUGUACUGAUCUGACUGGUGUUCCAUGCGCCCAUAACCUGAUACAUGAUACAUGCAUUAACCCUUCUUACCAAGUAGCAGAUAUUUUCCAGCAUAGUAUUAACAAGAUUUUACACCUGUGUGAAAGCAUACUUUGAAAAGGAAAGUUCAUCUUAAAGGGGUGGUUUGCCUUUAUGCCAGCCUUUAGUUUGUUAUAGAAUGGCCUGUUUUUAGCAACUUUUCAGUUGCUCAUAAUUUUUUCUAUUUUAUAGUUUUGGAAUUAUUUGCCUUCCUCUUCUGGUUCAAGCUUUCAAAAAGGGUGCCACUGACCCCAGCAAACAUUGCUAUAUGAGGCUAUGAUUGUAUUGUUAUUAUUACUUUUUAUUGCUUAUCUUUCUAUUUAGGCCCUCCUCCAUUCAUAUUCCUCUGUAUCUCUAAACCACUGGCUGGAUGCUAGCUUAAAUUGGACCCUAGCGACUAUUUAGCUGCUGAAAUUCCAUACUGGAGAACUACUGAGAGAUAAUUAAAAAAAAACACAAAUAAUAAGAAAGGAAGACCACUUGCAAACUGUCUUAGAAUACAUCAUACUAAAAAUGAAUUUAAAGGUGAACGACCCCGUUAAAAUAAACAUUCAAGACUAUGGCACACAGCAUUUUGUCACUUAGGUGAUUAAUAGCUCCGAGAGCUGGUGACAAAGCACAAUAUUGACAUCAAUGGCAAUCGCCUGGAAGCAUGAAUGCACUCACAGGUCUGGACAAUUACCAUUAAAAAAAAUAAGAAGCGAUUGCACGCGUUUUGUAGCUGUCUGUGGGGCAACAAUAGGCUGUGUGCCAUAGCCCUCAGUAUGUAACAGUGUUAUUCAGUAACAAUAUACUUUCCCCAGGGCAAUAAUGCAUCUGUAAGAAAUGCAUGGUGCCAAAGGGUUAAUACAUAUCCAUGUUUUUAUUUUAAAACUUCAUUUGUUGUUAUAAAAAUGAUAACAUUUCAUGUGCAGUGAUCACCACCCUUGUCACAGGAGUGAAUGGAAAUUGCUUUUAAACCGCUGAAACACUGCCUUCUCUCUAACUGCCAUUUACUAGUGUACACUUGUCACAGCUCUGUACAGUUGUGUAUGUGGAGAAGAGUGGUAUAGUAACAGAUGUAUAUUUGUACAAUGUAUUCAUCCUUUGGUAUAGGAACAAUGACAGAGUUAGCUAGAGAUUCCUAUUAAAACUCUGCAUUGGGGGUUGUAUGAUAUUCUGGUAAAGAAUUACUGCGAUCGCAAUGUCUAAUUUCUGUUGGGUACUGUUUGGCUCUACAUGGAGAAUGCCAAUGCCGAUUAUCUACCACACUUCUAGCACAAUAAGAUAUGAAAUCCAGCAAGCAGCCAUUUUUUUAGUUGUGACGCACAGAGCUUGUACUCAGAAAUAACUGGGCUAUUACUGUUUCCUAUUAUGUCUCAUUACAUUGUGAAAUAUAAACAGGUCUUGUAAUAAAUGAUCCCGUAUGUCUUUAUUGCCGAAUUGUUCUUUGCUUUCUGUUACAGGAGGGAUGAUAUGAGUCGCUAGGGCGAUCCGUGCACCCCUUCCCAGCUUUAUUGUGCACUCACGGAGCACUGCCCUCCUGGUGCCAAGUGGGGAUGCUUUGUGCGCACUUUGAACUUGAUUUAUUAGGAGCCAUUAAUCAUUUGCUGAUGUCUCAGAGCAAUUGAAAUGUAAUGGAGUCUUCUGUUUUUUCAAAGCCUUUAAAGUCUGAUGUACAAAAUAUUGAUGCCAUCCCUGACAGUGAUGAGACAUGCAGCAUUGGAAGAGACUGAUACAGUAUGCAUAUGGGCAAUCCCAAGCACAAACAGAUAGCAAUCUCAAGAACAGCUUAUGGCUGAAUCUGUUUAUCGAGCCUUGUUAUUGCCGAAGGCUUAAUAAAUAACUAAUUUCAGCAAUUUAUUUGGUGUGUUGAUCAACGUUUGUUCUUGGGAUUGAUACACUGUGAUGUGGCCAUCCUCUGUGUGUGACAAUAUGCCAUAAGCAAUGCCGCAGAUAGAGAAGUAUAAUGCAGUUUCAUUUUCUCAUUACUUUCUAUUGUAAAUUUCAAGCUUAACAUGCACCCCAUGCCCUGAGGCCAUUCACAUGACUGGGUCACACCACUGGACUGGCAACCCUUUAUAAAGCCAGUACAGAAACCAUUGUUACUAUACCAGAGAAUGUCUCAGCUUACUGCUGCAGCAAAAUGAAAUCGUAAAUAAGAAUUAUAGUCAACACAGCAUAUUAUUAAAUAACCACCCUUAGAGCAAAUAAAUUGUAGCACAGGAAGUUGAGUCCUUGAAGUGGGGGAACUAUAAUAAUAAGCAAGCGCAAUUAACUUCUCUGUAUUGUCUACAAUACCAAAGAUAGCCUUGCUGCUCAAUAUGGUUAAUAAUUUGUAUUAAAUUGUUUGCCUUUCAUUCAGCUUUUAGUAUGGUGUAGACAGCAACAUUUUGAGACAGUCAGCAAUUGGUCUUAAUUUUUCAGUUGUUUAUGGACUAUUUUUGUUUUUGUUAUGACGCUCUCAGGCUGUUAUCUGUUUGCUACGGGUUCAUUAACAACUGUGAAAAAGUUUUACAAUCGGUAUGAAAGAUGAAUGGAAUAGAGCUGAAAAGAAUGACAAGUAAUAAAAAAGUAAUAAAACUAAGUAUGUUAAUAUGUGAGUCCUGAUAACCACGUAGCAUUUUCAGUUGCAGUCUGGAUAGGAGGCAGAUUAGUAAAACCAAUAAAUCAAAAACUAGGCAAAAUCAUUUAUGCAGAGCGAAUGAGAAGUUGCUUAGAAUAGGUCCAUCAAUACCAUACCCAAAGCUAAUGUAAAGCUGAAAUUCCCCUGUAACAGUAUACCUUUUUGUUUAUACAUGCUCAUUUUGUGCAUUUCUUUGCCGCAGGUCUUGUAACCCAUAGCAACCAUUUAAAUGUUUGUUUCUAAACAGCAGAUCAGCAAAUAUUGCCUGCUAAAUGGUUGCUAUAGGUUGGUAGAACUGGAGGAAACUCAUAAAUUGACACCCUUCAGGGAAUGGGCAUUUUUCCCCCCAGCACCAGCAGGGACUUUCAGGAGAAAAACAAUGUGAAAAGUACUAAGACAUAUAUUGUGCCACAAUUAUUUGAUCAUAAACAUCAGGCCUCCAACCUGCAGUUGUCUGGCUGCUGUUGAACUACAAUGCAGGGUGCUGACUGUCGCAUACACACAGGGUGCUUUCCGUUUUCACUAUUAGCCUGAGCACACACUAAAGUGCAUAGGUCCCAUCAUUUAGAUGACAAAAAACUUGCUUUUGGUACCCUGGUGGUUUUAUCAUGACAUAUGCACAGCUGUAUCAGCUCUUCUCUGCUCACAUGGAUUUCCUUUGUCCUACAGCGAAUUGGAUGUCAGUUUUCCAAAAAGUGGUACUGUAUUCAUAGGAGAUUCUCAUCUGGAACCAUUUCUACCUCAUUCUGCAAAGUAUUUUACAUGAAGUAUUUAUUUCAUGUCUUUUUAAUGUUGGGAUGCUCUUGAGCUGUAAUGGUCUACCUCAAAAAUACUGUAUUUAAAAAAAGAAAGUAUUGCGCAGUAUUAAAGAGAUUAUGUGAACUUCA
Molecule: messenger RNA, 9845 nt
Organism: Xenopus tropicalis (tropical clawed frog)
Lineage: Eukaryota; Metazoa; Chordata; Amphibia; Anura; Pipidae
Gene: fignl2
Product: fidgetin like2
Exons: 3
Coding region: 548-2752 (734 amino acids)
Cellular component (GO): nuclear matrix; centrosome
Molecular function (GO): ATP binding; ATP hydrolysis activity
Source: RefSeq, a predicted model, not a curated record